CGGUAGAGGUUAUAUCUACUGCACAGGUAGUUUUGUAUUGACCGUUUUCUUUUGUUUACAUGAAUGUCUCAUAGUGAUUCAGAUUCAGUCAACGAAGGUACCUGUUUGAUGGAUACUCUAGUCAAUGAAGCAAGUUAUUCUAGAAGAACUGAUUAUACUGGAAAUGCUCAGGAACAGAGAGAUAAACGCAGGCCGGAAAGGCCUGGAGAAGAUGGGGAUACUUCAAGAAGUAGUAGAAGAAGAGAACCUAACCCACGUAGUCAAGAACCAGAUGAAGAGGAAGAGCUAAAGUAUGGUGCUGCUCAUGUCAUUAAAUUGUUUGUGCCAGUUUCAUUGUGUUUAUUAGUUGUAGUAUCUACUAUGAACACAGUUGAAUUCUACAAAAAGAAAGACCUUUAUUUAGUCUACACGCCUUUUCAUGAAAAUUCACAUGACCCAGGAGUUAAAAUAUGGAAUGCCUUGGCAAAUGCAGCUAUUUUGAUGGGUGUCAUAGUUCUUAUGACUGUAAUUUUGAUUCUACUUUACAAGUAUAGAUUUUACAAAACGAUCCAUGGAUGGCUCAUACUUUCAUCUUUGAUUCUUCUUUCCAUAUUUUCAUAUAUUUACCUCCUUGAAGUAUUAAGAGCUUAUAAUAUCCCAUUUGAUUAUAUUACGUUGGGUAUAGUGAUGUGGAAUUUUGGGACUAUGGGUUUAAUUGUGAUUCACUGGAAAGGUCCUUUACAUUUGCAACAAGCCUAUUUGAUAUUCAUUGCUGCACUAAUGGCCCUAAUAUUCAUCAAAUACCUCCCUGAAUGGACCACCUGGGUAGUUUUAGGUGUUAUUUCAAUUUGGGAUACAUUUGCAGUACUGACACCUAAAGGUCCUUUGAGAAUUCUGGUAGAGACUGCUCAAGAAAGAAAUGAACAGAUUUUUCCAGCAUUAAUUUAUUCUUCAACAGUGAUAUACAGCCUCAUGGCUACCCCCACUGCUGGUGAAGAAGAUAGAGGAGACAAUCAAGGUACUGUUGAACCAGCUUCUCCAGGUACUCAAGCGGGCUUUACAUCAGAAUGGUCCGAAGGGAUCGAUUCCAGAGUGGAAUCUCGUCGAAGGAUGAUACAAGCACAUUCUGAGAACAGGUCUGCACCUUCUGUUAGCACUGAACCACCUCAUGUACGAAUUGAAGAUGAUGAAGAGAGAGGUGUUAAACUUGGUCUUGGAGAUUUUAUAUUUUACAGUGUUCUCGUAGGUAAGGCAUCAUCCUAUGGUGAUUGGAAUACAACAAUAGCAUGCUUUGUUGCCAUACUUAUUGGUCUUUCUUUAACGUUGCUGUUGUUGGCCAUAUUCAAGAAAGCAUUACCAGCUCUACCGAUAUCUAUUACAUUUGGAUUGAUAUUUUAUUUUUGUACUCGAGAAAUUGUGCAACCUUUUUCUGACAUGUUAAACACUUCUCAAAUAUUUAUUUAAUAUUCAUCUUAUGAAUACUCCCUCCUCCUUACUAAAGAGAGUAAUAACUUAAUAAGUCUUUCAUGUUACAUUCUAUAUUAGAUUAAGACAUUUAGUAUUUAUUAAUUCAAUUAUUUUUUACCAAAACAUAAACUUUGUUUUAAGACAAUUAUUUUUUGUAUUUUUAUUUUGAUAUUUUGUAAGCUAAUAAACCAUAAUGAAGCAAGUAUAUUUGAUUAAAUUU
This is a messenger RNA of Nezara viridula (southern green stink bug), 1666 nucleotides long. The record is from the annotation of a GenBank genome assembly. Lineage: Eukaryota; Metazoa; Arthropoda; Insecta; Hemiptera; Pentatomidae.